This is a messenger RNA of Amoebophrya sp. A25, 4179 nucleotides long. Lineage: Eukaryota; Dinophyceae; Syndiniales; Amoebophryaceae. The record is from the annotation of a GenBank genome assembly.
CCCGAAUAAAAAAAUUGAAAAAAUAUCACAUCUUCUACUUCCACCUUUACUUGUGAUUUUUCUUCUGUAGUAGCCAGGCGGUGGUGUAUAUCCAUCGGCCGUGUGAUCAGAGAAUCUUCACCAAAGACAAUGACCCAAGAAGGCUAGGGGUGCCUUACGAAGAGGAUCGACUCGACGAGGUGUACACGGUUUUUGUUGCUGCUAAAAGAAGAGGGACGCAUCAUCAGGUGUGAGAUCUUCACCUUCAUCACGGAUUUCUACUGCCCACGACCAGUUUACCAGUUUUGUUGUUCCUUCCCUACUUAUAUAUUUCAAACCGAUACCGAAGCCGAACACGUACACGACCACCAGUUUUGUCCCCUGUUAACAACUACAUUGAUUUCUGGGUGGUCGUUUCUUUCUGCGUGAUGUUGUCUAGCGGCUCCUGUAGUAGUUCUUCAUCCACCUCCUCUUCUUCCUCAACCUGCUUCUCCGCGACGUCUUCUCUCCCUUGUUUCGAAUACGCAAGACCAGGAGAGACGAUCAUCUUCAAGAAGAAAAAUCCCUCAACGUCGUGGUCAGCAACAAGAACAACUACGCGACGCCACCUCACAAUUGCUGGAGCAACUAGUAAAGCGACGGUCCUCCUUCAGCAACAUUUCCAUUUCAACCGAGUGAGAGGUGCUCGUGGCUUCACCUGCUGCUCAACGUUCCCAUCAAGUUCAAGUUCAGGGGUUUCGUGGAUACUACGUUUGUACAUACAUUUCAACCGAGUAACAUCGUCAAGGGCAACUAAAGCAGCAUGGCAUCUUCCAAUUCGUCCUCACCAUGGCUUGGGCAAUUUUUUGCGCCAAACUGGGACAAAGACCUGGCAGAGAGGAUACGACAAGGCGACAUAGCACCUCUCCUUCAAACACUGGAAAGCAUGGUCUUUCUUGGUACUUGAGUUCUUAGGUAUAGAUACAUUAGAUUUGAGUUUGACCGACGAGUUUCUCUUUCUACAAUCAUAAUAUUUUUUUUUGACUAUCAUCUAAGGUGGUUCACCUUCACAAGCUUAUUACACCCAAAAAUUAUAUCAAAAGGCCAUUGCACCGAUAGCGAGCCUCCACCUGGCAGGGAUCAGCGUCGGACGUACUUCCACUACGCUUGUGCACGCACGAUCGAUAACAGUGAGGAGAACACGAUCAAAAAUGGGCCACUCCAGAUAGUGAAAAAGUUGGAUGCACUCUCAAAGUCCUGCCCAAGUAACAUACGAGAUCCGCGGACUGGAAAACCCCCUCUUGGCAUGGACAUCUACUUAUGCAUGAGGGAAAAAUCGUUUUGAGACUCCUUAUAUAUACAGGAGCAUCAGCGGCGUGGUUUCAGAGGGAGGACAUGAAAUUAUAUUUCACUAUGACGUCGAUGUCCUUGAUUUUUAAAUGAAGUAGUAGCAUUUCAGGUAUGAUAACAAUGAAUAGGUACAACUAUGAUCACUGAAUGGCAACAAGACGCACCUCCUGAAGACGUUGCUCCCAGUUGAUUCCUCUAACCACUGCAAAGGACACUUUUCACCAGACGUGCAUGUUUUAUGCCUGUAAGGAAGCGCAUGCACCAAUCGUGAGGUGGCUUUUGACGGAGAAGAUUAAGGCCAUCACUAGAUUUUGUCAAUAUUCAAGAAUAUCAAUAUUCCAGAAGAAAGAUCGAGAUCCUCAUGUUCUUGCAUACUCAUAAAUAGUCGAGUAGAUGAUCUAGUACUACGAAGAAGGUCCUUUCUAAGAAGAAAUUCCCGCUGGAUCAGAGGGAUAGGUGCUUUGGCGGACUAUUACCCAUGCAUUGGGCUAUAUGGGACGUCUAUACUUUCGUCGGUCGGGAAGAGAAGAGGCUCUCGGGAGCAAACGGCUGCGGGACGAUGGGAGUCAUGGCCGGAACAGUGAAAUCUAGGAAAACGGGACUGGUACUGCUCAAACUGAUUUUUAUAGAUAGACAAGUAGAAUGAUGGGUUGACCGCUGCGGGAAAUAUGUCGUCUCGCCGGUGGUUCGAUAUGAUCACUUGAGACGGAAUGAUGACAAUGAACACUUAAAAUUUCACCAGGGUGACAUGGAGCGAACCAACCGGCGGAAGCGAAUGACAGUGCGACUACUUGCAGCGUUUGGGUCACCACCCAACGUGAUGUGGCGACCUGGACGCCAGCUCUGGGCAGGCGAGGGGGCCCAAUGGCAAGGUGGUCCCGAGAUGUGGGACAGGGAACUGAAUUUGGUCCAGUUCGCUGAACUUUUAUGUUGCAAGAAUAAGAAAUUAAGUACUUCUAGCAGCGCCCCGCCUCUACUUCAAUGUAGUUUUUGAAUUUAAUGCAACAAGAAAAUAAGUACUUCUAGCACAGUGUCAGGAGUUGUGACUACUAUAGCAAAUCAAAAACAAGCAUAUUACUAUUAGAACCAAAACCAACUUGAUGAACGUACUCAUAUUUUAUAUAAAUAUGAGUAUGUCCUCCUUGUUCACUUUCGAACCUCUAUUUCGCAACAUUAUAAUUGUUCAUACUCCUGUCCUUCUCUAGCAUCUCUUUCUCCAACUCCUUGCGCAGCACAAUGCAAGAGCAAGCACGCGGCUAUGCUGCCGUUAGUGACGGAAAUAUGUCAGGGCAAGGCUCAGAAACAUUGGAAGCGUCGGCACUAUUCGCAAAAUUCGCAAACGGACGACAAUACAGGUACUUUAUUUGAUUCAUAGCUGCAUAUUUUUUGAUAUAAUGUUGUCGCACUUCUUGCGGACUCCACGUACUACAUGUACUGACGUCACUUGCACUUACUCCACCUACUCCAACGCCAGUGUACCUGAUGGUGGAUCCGAUGCAUACGCGGGAAACGACUAGUUUUAGUGUGACACAGAAGGAAUACAAAGCUCUCGCUUGCAUGUACCAGAAUGGGUGCAAAUACACGUGCUUUUACUCCCAAGAGCGUGAUGCCAAACGCCUCACGGAGUUGGAGUUAUGAUUUUGAAACUUAAUAAGAUAGUUGAUGUUGUAGUUCUCAAUUACUUAUUCUUAUAAGGGAGUUAGCAGAGAGGGUUGUUCUUAUGUUGUGCUUCUGUCAUUCGCGCUAGCUCUACGUCUCCCUCUACCGCCCUCUCCGUCUAUGCGGCCUAUCGUCCUCUUCUAAGGAAAGAGGAGUUCAUCGAGAACCAUCGGGAUUUGAUUAGCAUGGCACAUCCUAGGGUCGUUCGCAGUGGAGACAUGGUUCCAAAAAGCGUCGCAUGCAAGAGCGUAGGACUCUCGGUGGAUAGGACGCAAAGAGAAAAAGUCAUCAAAAGACUCUGCACAGAAAAAAACAAACAUUCGAGUACUUUUUUAUAUUUUGAUUACAGCUUGAUCUUAGGCAUCUUUGGAUGUUAAAGCAACUAUGUAGGUUUUAUCACCAGGAGGAAAAGAAGAGAAGGAAGUUGCUUUUGUCCGCUACAUUGGACGAAAGACAUGAACAAGAUUUUUCUAAAAAGAGCCGAGCUCCUUCAUUAUUCAACAUCAUGAUCUGAUUUCAAUUUCCGUUACCAACCAGGAAUCAUGAUUUCAAUUUCCGUUACCAACCAGGAAUCAUGAUUUCAAUUUCCGUUACCAACCAGGAAGGAUGAUUUCAAUUUCCGUUACCAACCAGGAACCCUGAAAGUGGUGAAAUGGGAUGGGCGAGAGGAAAGUAUAGUGGGGUUCUGUUUUGUGAAAGCGGUAUUGCCAAAGGAGAAGACUCACGACGAACCCGGAAGUCCUCGGAGUCAGCACAGACAACUCCAGCAGCACAAGAACGCGCUAAUGUCGCCACUAGACUCAGACGUCAAUGCCAAUUAUGGCUUAAUAUUAUACGGUUAGUUUUUACCUCUAAAACUUAGGCUUAUCCCAUGCAGCAAUAUAUAUCGGAGUCUAUAGAUACAUAGCAUUUUUUGCAUAUUCUAGCAGUUCCAUCCUUUUUCAAAAUAUCCCAUUUAUUUGUAUGGUUCGAGUAUGUGGUAACCUGAAUUCGAUCACAAGGAUUCCCUUCUUGUUUUCCUCAUGAUCAAAAUCAGGUUACCAAAUACCAGCACCAUUCACAUUUACUCUUAUAGUUAUCUUCUAAGUAGUCACAUCUAAAUCUAUGUUGGGAAGCUGACGUGUUUCACAUUACUAGGAACAUCUUCAUGCCACGUGUACUCUUCUAAUCCAUUCCUCGUGUCCUGCAUGCGAGAAGAGAAGGAGAACCUGA